Messenger RNA from Oreochromis niloticus (Nile tilapia), 5101 nucleotides. RefSeq names its product leucine rich repeat containing 4.2 (gene lrrc4.2). Bases 1574 to 3568 code for a protein of 664 amino acids. The record is from RefSeq and is a predicted model, not a curated record. Lineage: Eukaryota; Metazoa; Chordata; Actinopteri; Cichliformes; Cichlidae. Gene Ontology annotation, molecular function: protein binding. Gene Ontology annotation, biological process: excitatory synapse assembly; postsynaptic density protein 95 clustering; synaptic membrane adhesion. The transcript has 2 exons. Gene Ontology annotation, cellular component: postsynaptic density membrane; glutamatergic synapse; plasma membrane.
GGCUGAGCAGCUAUGAGGAGUGCGUCAGCAGUACAUUCACGUUCCCACUGAAGGACAAAGGGAGGGGGCAGAGCGAGCAUCUUAGCUGCCUGCAACACCGACACACAUCGAAGGGGGGGAAUAGAGAAAAAAGAGAGAUUGGAGAAUAAACAAGAAGAGGAGAUGUGGAUUAGAAUGCUGCUCCUGCUGUUUCUCUGACGGUGGGCUGCCUGUUAGAGCGCUCGCGUGCCUCUCCAUCUCUCUCUCACACACACACACUCUCCUUCGCACACUCUAUCUUUUUCUUGCUCUUGAUCUGUCAGUGGUUCUCUCAUUCAUUCUCUUUCGGUCUCUCUUUCCCCCCUCUUUCUCUCUCUCUCUCUUCUACUCUGGCUACUGCAGUAGUCCACCAGCCAGCCGCAAGUCUGACAGCCACACACAUGGCUAACUGCCACAACUUACUACCUCAGUCCUGGAGAAAAAACUAACAAAAAAGCAAGCAGAAGACCACUGCAGGACGCAGCCUGGGGGACAAAGAGCAAGCGGAGAGAAGGAUCCUCAACACCAUUCUCUGCUUAUGGAUACAGAUACGGAGCCCACUUCCACACACAUCCUUCAAGCGUAAUCCUCUCUGCAUUCUCUCAUUGCAGAAGAGGACAAGAGUGCUCUCUCUCUCUUCCGACAGCCUUUUGCGAAGCUCCAACAGUGCAGCGUAUCCUCUUCUACACCCCCCACACAGCGCCACCAUCUCUCCCACCACCCCCAGCCCCCUCCCCCCAGGAGGAAUAGACGGAUUACUGCUAGCUGUGCACACAGCAGCCUGCAGCUGCUCUGACCAGGGCCAGCCCAACAUUGGGAGGAAGCAAGAGGAACACAGAGGAGGAGAGGAGAGGAGAGGGGGAUGACUGUGCCGGGAGUUCUUUAGCCUUUUUCUGUCUCUCAGUCUCUGUCACAACAGGGCUAAUCAGCGACCGACAAGCCCUUGGCAAAGUCACAGUGAGGGAGGUCUCUCACCCAAACAGGCGACCAGCCGGACGAGCCAACACAUGUAUCAGGACCUGACAGAACUGGGGAUUUUUAUUCAUUUCACUUGGUCACUUCUUCUCUCCUCUUCUGUCGUGUUUAACUGCGUUAUGGAUCGUUGUGAUUUAUCUACAGUGCAGCUGCAUUUUGGAGUCUGCUGCCUGACAGGGGGACAGUUGGUGGGGGCAGAAGGAAUCUGGGCACCUGCUAAGCCUUCAUGGCCUUACUGCUGUCUGUGAGUGUUUUCCAUGCUGCUCUCAGUCUUUAAUAUCAGGAGCCAUUUUGUACCCUUGGCUAAUAGAGGGCCACACUACUUUCUUAAAAAAGGAAAAAGAAGAAACCAUCUAUCUCAUGCCAUUCUGUGGAAAGGAAUUACACAUGAAUGCUGUAUGUGACUGUUGUGCUUAACAUUUGGAAAGAGGCAAAAAGGAGGACUUUCAAACUAAUGAGCAUCUCCCUGCACUGUCGAUGGAACUUUGGAGCCUUGAGUUGCUCCAGCCAGGCUAGGGUGGUCUGUCGUUUGGUGUGUGCCAUAUCCCCCCACCAUGCAGAAUAAUGAGCCCUCCACACCAUGAGUCCUCUGGGCCAGGUUAGUGUGCAGCCUACCUGGAAUGCAGCCCUGCUCGCCGUGCUUUCCCUCAUGGUGCCUGCCUUCACUAUGUGCCAGUCCACAGGCCCUGAGUUCGGCUCAGCUAAGCCACAGAACUGUCCAGGUGUGUGCUCCUGCACUAACCAGCUCAGCAAGGUGGUGUGUACCCGCAGAGGGCUGAUUAGGGUUCCUCCUAACAUCCCAGCCAACACCAGGUACCUGAAUCUGAUGGAAAACAGCAUAGAAACCAUACAGGCAGAUACAUUUAGACACCUGCAUCACUUGGAGGUACUACAGUUGGGCAGGAAUGCUAUCAGGCAGAUUGAAGUGGGGGCCUUCAAUGGCCUGACCAGUCUCAACACCCUGGAGUUGUUCGACAACAGACUGACAGUCAUACCUAGUGGAGCUUUUGAAUAUCUGUCAAAGCUUAGAGAAUUGUGGCUUAGAAACAAUCCCAUUGAGAGCAUCCCCUCUUAUGCCUUUAAUCGUGUCCCCUCACUCAUGAGACUGGACCUGGGAGAGCUGAGGAAGUUGGAGUACAUCUCAGAUGGCGCUUUCGAGGGCCUUCACAACCUGAAGUACCUGAACCUGGGGAUGUGCAAUCUGAGGGAAUUUCCCAAUCUUUCACCACUGGUGGGAUUGGAGGAGUUGGAGAUAUCAGAGAAUGUUUUCCCUGAACUGAAGCCUGGAGCAUUCCGUGGCCUCAAGAAUUUACGUAAACUAUGGAUUAUGAACUCUGCCAUUACUAUGAUUGAAAGGAAUGCAUUUGAUGACAUCACAGCCUUGGUGGAGCUUAAUUUAGCCCACAAUAACCUGUCGUCUCUCCCCCAUAACCUCUUCACCCCCCUGCAGUAUCUGGUGGAGCUACAUCUUCAUCACAACCCAUGGCGAUGUGACUGUGAUGUAGUGUGGCUCUCUUGGUGGCUCAGAGAAUACAUUCCCACAAAUUCCACCUGCUGUGGACGCUGCCACACUCCAGUCCACAUGAGAGGACGCUACCUGGUGGAAGUUGAUCAAACAACCUUUCAGUGUUCAGCACCAUUCAUACUUGAUGCUCCAAGAGAUCUUAACAUUUCAGCAGCAAGGGUGGCAGAGCUUAAGUGUCGCACAGCUGCCAUGAGCUCAGUACGAUGGCUUCUCCCUAAUGGAACUGUAUUGACCCAUGGCUCAGCUCAUCCAAGAAUAUCUGUCCUUAAUGAUGGAACACUUAAUUUCUCCAAUGUUCUCCCAUCAGAUACAGGUGUUUACACUUGCAUGGUGAGCAACAUGGCAGGAAAUUCCAACGCCUCGGCCUACCUAAACGUCAGCAAUGCUGAACUCAAUACAUCUAAUCUGUCCUACUUUACCACUGUAACGGUGGAAGUUUUGGCGCCCACAGUGGAGGAGACCCCUAAACCCAAGCCCACUGUCCCUGCAUCACCCUCUGUAUUUCAACCUGUCUUUAUCUCCACACCUACUGUGCUAUUUCAAAACACUCAGACUCCAAGGCAGGUAUCAAUUCCCACUGCCAGAGUCCCUCGUGAGCCAGCUGCCAGCCUGGAUGAGGUGAUGAAAACCACCAAAAUCAUUAUUGGGUGUUUUGUUGCUGUUACCUUGCUGGCAGCUGCCAUGUUAAUAGCGUUCUAUAAGUUGCGCAAGAGGCAUCAACAGAGAAGCACCGUGGCAGCAGCCAGGACCAUAGAAAUCAUACAGAUGGAGGAAGAAGUUCCUCCUGUUCCACCGCCCACAUCUGGAUCUAGUGGCUCUGAUGACACAGGUUUAGUACUGCCUACACUGGUGGAACACAACAGCAACACCUUUAAGCCUGGGUAUGUGUCCUCCUCAUCCCGCCAGGGCGGUUACGGUGCCCAUUGGACUCAGAACAACUCUCUUCACCGCUCUGUUAGACAGCAUCACAGCCACAUCAGCACCAUUGCUGAUCCCUACGUCAUUAAGACUACUCAUGGCAAGGACAAGGUUCAAGAGACCCAAAUCUGAGUAACGCUCCCUAUGGAUUUAUGUCUGACUCUGCCCGAACCUCUCCCCUCAUCUCUGCUCACCAGUCCAUGCAAUAGAAUGCACAAAGAACAGAACGGUAACUUUCUUUUGUACAGAAGUGCAAAACAGAGACAUUUUUUGUUUCUUGUACAUGCCUAUACAUAAGUAUAUAAAUAUGAAAAAAUAAAUAAAUAAAUAUAUAUAAAUAAAACUACCGUCAGGCAGUGGUGAGACAUGCAAAUUAUAUUAGAAAAGAAAGUAAUUUGAAACUAUUUUCUAAUAACUGGUGACUUCUAUUUAAAAAAUGGAUAAUUAAUUGCUUUUUUUUUGACUGAAAAAGGAAAGUUGUGAUGUCUAGCAUAGGAAAAGAGGCAUUUAGUUUGUUUUCGACCAUAUUUAGGAGGCAGUAAGAAGCUCUUUGCAAAGGCACCAGUUUCUAAAUCCAGCCCCAAAUGGAAGCUCCAGUUUUAACUGUGCCAAAUAUUAUAUGCAAUAAAAUGGUAUUUCCAAACUAAGGAGUUUAAAAACACACAAAGCAAAUUCUAGAUAGAUACAAACAUUUGUCCAAUAGCAGCAUAAUGGCACAGAUAGAUUGUGCUGUUCAGUAGCUAUCAGCCAAAUGCUUUUGGACUGCAGUGAAUUUCUGCAGCUAAGGUUUAACCCUCUGUUCGCUGGAGUUCAGCUGCGUUUAUUUGACAGUGCCAGUGCUUCUUAGUUGUAGCGUAUCUAAACAUGUUUAUUUAGUGUGCACAUGAUUCCCCACUGGUUUAACUGGCAAACGUGGAAUGCAGGCUAAUAACAGUUGUUGCAAAUAUGUUGAUCUGUUAUUGUUUGCAUUUUGUAUUAUUUUUUCCCUUAGGUUUUGACAUGCUUCUUAUUGGCUUGUGUAGUGUUUAGGGCUAAUUUAGUAAUGCAUUACAGCAGUUGCCUGACUUGUCUCCGCAAGGGCUCAUUCCGAUGCUAAUUUUUCAAAGGAACAGACAUGUGGUGCAGUGAUACAGGGCUUUGCUGACCAUUCUGCUUUUGGAGAAAAACAAAGAGGGUUGAGGUAAAACAAAAUGAAUGUCUGAUGAUACCGGGACUUUUCCAUGGACUACAUCGAAACAUUACUUUGUGUUUCUUUUUCUUUUAAUGUUUAAUUUUUAGCAACACUAUUUUUAUGGAGAGGCAAAGGAGGCUAUGAAAAAUAAAAUCUUUGGUUUGUAUUUCUCUAAUCAGAAACACUUUCAUCUAAUGUUUUUCUUUUCUUCUCUCUGAAAAUAUUUCCAUUUGUGUGUAAGUUGUUUAAUCGUAAAGGCUGGAGGUAGUAUUGUAAAUCGUAUCUUAGCCAACACCCCCAUCUUACGGUCCUAUGCAUUUACUUAGUGUCUGCAUGAAUGGGUCUUUAAGUAACUGGUGUACAAUGCUGCAUUAUACCCCACAGUGGGGCUCUAUGCAGGUCAGAUAGGCUGUUGGUCUUUGAUGCCUCAGCUUAGUUCUUAACAUUGAUUUCUCAGUGACUGUGAAGGGGAAAAAUACAUGUAUCCCACAGUU